Dovyalis caffra is the source of this 396-nucleotide messenger RNA. Lineage: Eukaryota; Viridiplantae; Streptophyta; Magnoliopsida; Malpighiales; Salicaceae. The record is from the annotation of a GenBank genome assembly.
AUGUCGGCUCCUGUAGUACAUUACGAGUUCCAUGUUAAGUUAAAACCCUUUCACCAGGAACUUACGAAGUUCCCUGUUCUCUUCUUGUUUGGUGAGGUACAUUAUCUCGUGCACAUUAAUGAAGGACUGAUGGAAUUCAGAAGAGCAAUAGAGCCGCUCAUAAUAAAAAAACUUGCUCAAAUUCCUUUUGGCGAUUCAUUGCUUGAUCACAUUCAAGAUUUCAAAGAUAUCUUGACCGGGGUGGACAUCCCUGAAAUUGAACAAUCAAAGAUAAUAGAUGAAAUUGCAGCGAAGGCUCUUGACAUAAAUACUUACAGUGGUACCUUCAUGUCCGUUGAAAUAGUUGCUGUUAAAAGUGAUUUAGAGAAGAUAUUGCAAGAGAGGAGAGGCACUUAA